AUGUCAGCCACUGUAUUAAUUAAACAAAAGGAUGUUGAUCAGCUAUCAAUAGCAACCCAUGGAAGUGCGUAUGUAAAUUUUAUAAAAAUUUCUGACGAGAUUACCGAAAAUGGCACGAUGCUAGGCGAUGUAAUAGUUCACAAAAACGCACCUGAGAUUAAUGCGCCUGCUGAUGCUAAAGUAAGUUGGCUGCGCUCUCAAAUAAUAGGUGGUAGUGCAGGGAUUCUGACUCCAUUUGGAAGACGUUUACUCACAUACGCAGACCACACAGCCUCAGGUCGCUGCCUUCAAUAUAUUGAAGAAUACAUCAUCGAAACUGUUCUUCCCUUCUAUGGCAACACUCACACAAGUGACAAUCACACCGGAGACCAGACCAUGAGAAUACUUCACGAAGCAACUGGCUUUAUUAAAAAAUGCUUAGGUGGAACACAAGACGAUGCAAUCCUUUUCUGCGGAUCGGGCACAACAGCAUCAAUAAAACGUCUGCAAGAAGUCAUGGGAAUUGCCAUUUCUUCGAUUUUAAGAGAGAAAGUACUAAACUCAUGUCUAGAAACUAAAGAAAGAUGGGUAGUUUUUGUUGGUCCUUAUGAACAUCAUUCCAACCUCCUCUCUUGGAGACAAACCCUAGCAGAAGUAAUAGAGAUUGGUAUGGACAAUGAAGGAUUGAUCGACAUGGAUGAUUUAAAGUUCCAUCUAGAGUUUUACCAACAAACUGGACGCCCAAUGCUCGGUUCUUUCUCCGCUUGUAGUAAUGUCACGGGAAUUUUAACAGACACCCGUUCUAUGUCUCGCUUGCUUCACAAGUUUGGAGCUUUCGCAUGCUUCGAUUUUGCAGCAAGUGCUCCCUACGUAGAUAUUGACAUGAGGUCAGGUGCCAUUGACGGAUACGAUGCCAUAGUUUUAAGUCCCCACAAGUUUCUUGGAGGGCCUGGAUCACCAGGGAUUCUUCUAAUGAGUAAGACCUUGUACAAACUAAAAGAUUCUCCUCCUUCGACAUGUGGAGGUGGUACUGUUAAUUACGUUAAUUAUUUUGAUGAAAAGGAUACAUUGUACGUUAGUGACAUUGAAGAAAGGGAAGACGCAGGGACUCCACAAAUUAUCCAACGAGUGAAAGCAGCUUUAGCCUUUCAGGUCAAAGAAUACAUCGGUACCAAAAUAAUUGCAGAGAAGGAGCAUGAAUAUAUUGGGAAGGCAAUAGAGAAACUCGUGAAAAUUGAGAAUAUAAGUGUGUUGGGAAAUACUAAAGUAGAGAGACAAGCGAUCGUAUCGUUUAUUGUUUACACAACUACAGACUCUUCAGAUGAUAAGAGAGACAAGCCUCUUGAUGGUGCUUUCGUUGCUAAGCUUAUGAAUGACUUGUUUGUCGAAAAGGGCUACAUUGGAGCAAAAGCGGGAUGGACAAGAAUAAGCUUCCCAUACUACAUGUCCAAUGAAGAAUAUGAAUUUAUUAUAUCUGCUAUAGAAUUCAUAGCUAUUUAUGGACAAAGGUUUCUUCCCUUUUACGACUUCAAUUGGAAUACAGGCAGUUGGAAGUUUAAAACUAAACCUUUUGAGAAGACAAUGCUAAGUGAGAAGGACCGAAAGUUUUGUAAAUCAUUUUUUACCUGUGCAUCAAAAGCUUUACAUGGGAAAGGCAACAAAUCAAAGACAGAAAAGAUUAUAGAAUCAAAAAGAACAAAUGAUACUCAUUCAUCCAAGUUCAGAUUUUAUUUAGAGGUUGCAAAACACAUAGGUAACAAACUCCCAAAGUUCCCUUCUCAAUUUAGUACUGUUCCGAAGGGCAUAGACAUCAAUGGUGUGGCGUUUCGAGUAUAG
This is a messenger RNA of Lactuca virosa, 1815 nucleotides long. The record is from the annotation of a GenBank genome assembly. Lineage: Eukaryota; Viridiplantae; Streptophyta; Magnoliopsida; Asterales; Asteraceae.